Penicillium oxalicum is the source of this 2187-nucleotide messenger RNA. RefSeq names its product putative C6 transcription factor (Leu3). Gene Ontology annotation, molecular function: transcription cis-regulatory region binding; zinc ion binding; DNA-binding transcription factor activity, RNA polymerase II-specific. The record is from RefSeq and is a predicted model, not a curated record. NCBI's taxonomy places the organism in Eukaryota, Fungi, Ascomycota, Eurotiomycetes, Eurotiales, Aspergillaceae. Gene Ontology annotation, biological process: regulation of DNA-templated transcription; DNA-templated transcription. The transcript is spliced from 6 exons. The coding region runs from base 1 to 2187 and encodes 728 amino acids. Gene Ontology annotation, cellular component: nucleus.
AUGGCGGGUGUGAAUAAUCAAGUCACUGCGCCGUCUGCAGCGACUGCAGAUGCCAUGUCAUCUCGCAAGCGCAAUGUAGCACUUGCGGGAAUGGACAGCUCCCCGGGCAGCAUCGACGACGGGGAAGAUCUUGAUCGGGACGACAAGAGACGACAGCCGGUAAAGCGCGCCUGUAACGAAUGCCGUCAGCAGAAGCUCAGAUGCGAUGUGGUUCAAGACCCGUGGACGGACUGUUCCAGAUGUCGCCGACUCAAGCUCGAGUGUAAAAUCGAAUCAAACUUCAAGCGAGUUGGGAAACGAAGUCGCAAUGCGGAAAUGGAACGAGAGAUCAUCGAGCUCAGGAAGCAAAUUGCCACCGCAAACUCCGGUGCAGGCGCCUACCAGCAGCAAUCACAGCUUUCAGCCGGCCAGGUGACGCCGAAACAAGAGUCCAACCAUGUCAGUCCCGCCGGUGUCUACCAGACACCGUCGGCCAUGUCCGCCGAUCAAUACAUGGGCUCCCAGGAGGCGGUCGCAUCGCUGCUCGAUUUGCGUUCGGGGUUCGACAGCUCCAACUACAUGCGCAACAAUACCCAUCAGUUCAAACGGAUAGAAGAUGUGAUAGUAGUCCCGGAGAAAGUAAAGGAGCUCUUCAAUCUAUUCUUCACAUAUUAUCAUCCAUUCCUCCCCUUCCUCAAUCGGACGAAAACCCCCGAAGACUACUUCUCCGCUUCACCCCUGUUGUUCUGGACGAUCGUCAGCGUUGGAGCGAGGCGCUAUCAGAGCGACUCCGGCCUCCUCACUUCCCUUGCCGGGCCCGUGACUCGUCUUGUCUGGAGUACGCUGGCCGAUAUCCCCCAGAGUUAUCAUGUGGUGAAGGCGCUCUGUCUACUCUGCUCGUGGCCCUUCCCCACAAGCAGUACAUCAACAGAUCCAACAUUCAUGCUUUGCGGAAUGAUGGUCCAAGUGGCGAUGCAGCUGGGUCUUCAUCGCCCGUCGCAUACCCAGGACUUUAGCAAAUUUCGUGUGGAGCUCAUCGAAGAAGAGCUGAGGGAUAAAGUGCAGACAUGGGCCAUUUGCAACAUCGUUGCGCAGCGUGUGUCUACCGGUUAUGGCCAGCCACCCUCGACGCUCUACGACUGGACCUUAUCGAGCGAUUCUACGGAUCCCAAUUUCAAACUCCCGUCAGAUAUUAGGCCACGGCUGGAUGUCGAAAAAUUCUGUGACAAAAUCACAAGAGCCCUGUACAGCAAUCGGCGGGACCCCGUUGGUCUCUCCACAGAUCAAGAGAGGCACGCCAUGAUUUCUUUCCUGUCUCGUGAUUUCGAUGAGCUGGAAGAACAGCUCAAGACGCAGCAAGAUGCCAUCACAAAGCUUUACCUUCGAGCCGCAAACCUCCAUCUCCACCUUUCUGCAUUUUUUGAUGAGCCUUCGACGAAAGACUACCGCGAGCGUCUCCUCUCUCUAUAUGUUGCCACGACCUCUUUUCUCGAAGCGGCCAUGAAUCUGGAAACGGACGUUGGUCCCGUCCUCUCAUAUACCCCCUACUAUAUCUAUCAGAUGAUGGUCGCUGCCGGGUGUACUCUUCUCAAGCUGAGUAAGAGUUUCUUUUCGUCCCACAUCGAUAUGGAAUACACGAAAAACCUUUUCAACCGGACAAUUUGGGCCAUCCGUGGCGUGUCAGUCUCGAGCAAUGAUCUACCGGAGCGACUUGCCGAAGUGCUUGCUCAGAUGUGGAGGCUUGGUGGCGGGACUCAGCGGGCGACCGGUAGCAACACGGACGUGGAUGAUUCCUUGCGACUGAAAGUGCGAUGUCGGAUGAGCAUGUCUUUGCUCUUCGACUCUGUCUGGCGAUGGCGAGAGGAUACGCGAACCAAGGGGCGCAAUAUUGAAGCAUAUCUCAAGAACCCGACCAAUCCCGACUCGGCCGCCGAUUCCUCUAACGCAUCCUCCGUGGGCUUGGUACGAACUCAAUCAUCAACACCCGGGAUAUCCGGCGGUGAUCCAAGUCUCGCGCCUGCGCCCAUGCUGGCCGCGCCCAGUCUCGGAGUCCAACCACCAGGCCCAGGUGUCAAUAGCCUGCCCAGUGGAUUUAUGGAGCCGAACUACGAGGUCUUUGACCCGUUGAACUGGCUUCUGGACGGAUUGGUUGAUCUGCCUUACUCUUAUUCAGCCGUGGGUGGUAUCGAGCCUCAAAGCAUCGUAUAG